CGCGUCGUCGGCGUCGGCGUCGACGUCGACGAUCGAGAUGACCGCGCCCGUCUACCCCGCGUGGUCGAACGCGCCGGCGCGGACGCUGGCGCAUCACGACAGCGACGAAACCGUCGGGAUCGCGUCGGCGUCGGUGGACGAUCGGCGCGCGCGCGCGGGCGGGCACAACGAGCUCGAGCGCGAGCCGGGGAAGGCGCUGUGGAGACUGGUGCUGGAACAGUUCGAUGACGCGCUGGUGAAGGUGCUGCUGGCGGCGGCGGCGGUGUCGCUGGCGCUGGCGUACGCGGAGGGCGGCGCGGAGGAGGGACUCGCGGCGUACGCGGAGCCGGCGGUCAUCGCGCUGAUUUUGGUGCUGAACGCGAUCGUCGGGGUGUGGCAGGAGAGCAACGCGGAGCGCGCGCUGGAUGCGCUGAAGGAGAUGCAGAGCGAACACGCGAAGUGCCUGAGAGACGGUCGAUGGAACGGCUCGCUCGAGGCGCGGGAAUUGGUGCCGGGGGACGUGGUGGAGCUGAAGACGGGCGAUCGAGUGCCGGCGGAUUGUCGAGUGAUUCGAUUGAAGACGGCGACGGUGCGCGUGGAGCAGGCGUCGUUGACUGGGGAAUCCGUGGCGGUGGAUAAGCGCGUGGAGAGCGUGAAGGAUGAAGACAUCGAGUUGCAAGGGAAGACGUGCAUGCUGUUCGCCGGCACGGCGGUGUCCAACGGAUGCUGUCUGUGCGUGGUGAACUCGACGGGUAUGUCGACCGAGAUCGGGAAGAUUCAGUCGCAAAUCAAAGAAGCGAGCGAGGAAGAGGAGGAUACGCCGCUGAAGCAAAAGCUCGAUCGAUUCGGUGAGAGCUUGACGAUGAUGAUUGGCGUCAUUUGCCUUCUCGUGUGGUUGAUCAACUACAGGCACUUUGUUCAAUUUGAGUUCAAGGCUGGGUCAACGAUCCCCAGCGUGGCGUUUGAUCUCGUGAAGUGUACGUAUUAUUUCAAAAUCGCCAUCGCUCUCGCCGUGGCGGCUAUUCCCGAAGGCUUACCGGCGGUAAUCACGACGUGCUUGGCGCUCGGUACAAGAAAGAUGGCGAAGAAGAACGCCAUCGUUCGCAAGUUGCCGAGCGUGGAAACUCUUGGUUGCACGAGUGUUAUUUGCAGCGACAAGACGGGUACGUUGACCACGAAUCAAAUGUCUGCCGUAAAGCUCAUCACCGUGCGCGAUGAGACUCACUUGACGACAUACACCGUCGAAGGGACGACGUACAACCCCACCGAGGGUGGCGUCGUCGGCGCGCCGAAAAAGCUUGACGCGAGUUUGCGCGCCAUCGCUAAGAUUUCUGCUUUGUGCAACGGCGCUCAGUUGGAGUACAAAAACGAUGCGUACAAGUGCGUCGGUGAACCGACGGAAGGUGCGCUCAAAGUUUUGUGCGAGAAGAUUGGUUUGGAUGACAUGCGCGGCGUCGCCAAGAAGCGCUCCUCCAAACCCGAGCAACACGCACAAAUCGUGUGCGACAUGAUUGAAAGUGCACACGACGUCCGGGCAACUUUAGAAUUCGAUCGUGAUCGCAAGUCGAUGAGCGUCAUCGCGAGUGAAAAGACCGAUAGCAAGCGGGGUAGCGCCAACGAACUCCUCGUCAAGGGGGCGCCUGAAGUGUUGCUUGAACGCUGCGCGUUUGUGCAGAUGCCGGACGGCGCGACGGCGCCGCUUUCCGCAACGAUGCGAAAUGUCAUCCUCAACGAACAAGCGACGAUGGCUCGCGACGCGCUGCGAUGUCUCGCGUUCGCGAAAAAGGUUUCGCUUGGUGAUUUGUCUUCGUACGACGGAUCAGAGAAGCACAAGGCGCACAAGGUGCUCAAGGAUCCGUCCGCGUACGCGUCCAUCGAAUCCGAUUUAAUCUUCGUUGGCAUGACUGGUUUGCGAGAUCCCCCGAGACCGGAAGUCGCUGGAGCCAUUAAGGCGUGUCACACUGCCGGUAUUCGCGUUAUCGUCAUCACCGGCGACAACAAGCUUACCGCGGAGGCGAUUUGCACCGAAAUUGGCGUCUUCAAGUCUUCGGCGGACGUUAAGGGGAAAUCCUUCACCGGUCGUGAAUUCGCUGCGAUGUCCAAAUCUAAGCAACUCAAAGCGCUUCUUGGUGAAGGCGGUCGCGUGUUCAGUCGCACUGAGCCCAAACACAAGCAAGACAUCGUUCGUCUCCUUCGCGAUAGCGGCGACGUAGUCGCCAUGACGGGCGACGGUGUCAACGACGCGCCGGCGUUGAAGCUCGCGGAUAUCGGUAUCGCCAUGGGUAUCGCCGGUACUGAGGUCGCGAAGGAAGCGUCCGACAUGGUUCUCGCCGACGACAACUUCAGCACCAUCGUCGAAGCCGUCUCCGAGGGUAGAAGCAUCUACAACAACAUGAAGGCGUUCAUUCGAUACAUGAUUUCUUCCAAUGUCGGCGAAGUGGUGAGCAUUUUCCUUACCGCUGCGCUUGGCAUGCCCGAGGGCUUGGUGCCGGUGCAGCUUCUUUGGGUGAAUCUCGUCACCGAUGGUCCUCCGGCCACGGCGCUCGGUUUCAAUCCUCCGGACAAAGACAUCAUGACGAAGCCGCCGAGACGAAAGGACGAAGAUCUCUUAUCCAACUGGGUCAUGUUCAGAUACGCCGUCGUCGGUCUUUACGUCGGCGUCGCUACCGUGGGCGCGUUCGCGAUUUGGUUCACGCGCACUAGUUUCAUGGGUAUCGACUUGAGCCAAGACGGUCACACGCCCGUGACUUUCAAGCAGCUGACAAACUGGGGCGAGUGCGCGAGCUGGAAAAAUUUCAAGGGAGGCAAAUUCACCGCCGGCGGCGUCGCGUACUCUUACACCGGUAAGCACGCGUGCGAUUACUUCGAGGCGGGCAAAGUGAAAGCGUCGACGCUUUCGCUCACUGUUCUUGUCGCGAUCGAGAUGUUCAAUGCGCUCAACGCGCUUUCGGAGGACGGAUCGUUGGUGACCAUGCCGCCGUGGCGCAACCCGUACCUCCUCAUCGCCAUGCUUGUCUCCUUUGGCUCGCACUUCUUGAUCAUGUACGUUCCGUACUUCGCGGAAAUUUUCUCCAUCGUCCCGCUGGAUUUCAACGAAUGGAUGCUCGUCCUUCUGUGCGCCGCACCGGUGUGCUUGAUCGACGAAGUUCUGAAGGUUUUCGGCCGCGUCUCGGCGCGAAGAGAACUCAAGGCUCGACUCGGGUACUAGAGUUCUACGUAGCACGCGUCGUCGAACGGUACU
Messenger RNA from Ostreococcus lucimarinus CCE9901, 3220 nucleotides. Its product is annotated as P-ATPase family transporter: calcium ion. Gene Ontology annotation, biological process: intracellular calcium ion homeostasis; calcium ion transmembrane transport. Gene Ontology annotation, molecular function: ATP hydrolysis activity; P-type calcium transporter activity; ATP binding. The transcript has a single exon. The record is from RefSeq and is a predicted model, not a curated record. Lineage: Eukaryota; Viridiplantae; Chlorophyta; Mamiellophyceae; Mamiellales; Bathycoccaceae. Bases 38 to 3187 code for a protein of 1049 amino acids. Gene Ontology annotation, cellular component: membrane.